AAUACCAGCUAAACUCUUCGAAGCCCAACAUUGAUCGCCAUGGAUGUUUUGUUUGUUGUAGCUACAAUAAUAGCAUUACCCUCGACUCAAGCUCAGUUUCCAAUUCCUCCUGCUGCCCCUCCUCAAAAGCGAUACGCAGACGAUCCAGUUUGUACGACACCACAGACCGUUCAUGACUGCUAUGUGACAUAUUUGGAGAAAUAUGGUAUACACUCUGGCCCGUAUUAUCUUCCGGGAUUUGCUCGAUUAAAUGCGCAAUUGCAGAAUAUGCCAUUAGUGAAUAUAUGUAGGGACUUUGAUGAAUUAAUGGUAUGCCUUCGUCUCGUUUCUUACAACUGCAUAUCAAUACCAGUCUUCGAGCGGUUCACACAGUGGUAUGGAAGAGUGAAUGAGGAAGCCGUAGCUUACGUUCAAAACCAUGCGAUUUUUGAAUAUGCAUGUGGCCCUGGGAAACCACUAUUUCUUGCCGAU
Cylicocyclus nassatus is the source of this 471-nucleotide messenger RNA. The record is from the annotation of a GenBank genome assembly. Lineage: Eukaryota; Metazoa; Nematoda; Chromadorea; Rhabditida; Strongylidae.